AUGAAUGUGUUUCGAUUACCAAGGAAGCUGAGCAUUGAGAUUAAUUCCAUGAUAGCAAGGUUUUGGUGGAGCAACAAGAAGGAAGGAAAAGGUAUUCAUUGGAAGAGCUGGGGUAAAAUGGGUGAAAACAAAAAGGGAGGUCGAAUGGGGUUUAGGGAUGUUAAUAUGUUUAAUAAGGCUAUGCUUGCCAAACAAGGGUGGAUGCUGCAACAUAAUGUUAACUCAAUGGCAGCAAAAAUUUUCAAGGAAAAGUAUUACAAGCAAAGCCAAUUCAUUGAGGCAAAGCUUGGUUAUAAGCCAUCUUUUAUGUGGAGGAGUUUAUUGGAUGCACAAGAUCUGAUCAAAAUAGGUAUGGUGUGGAGUGUGGGUAAUGGGAGGAGGAUAUCAAUUUGGAAUGAUAAGUGGCUUCCCAAUUCUGUAAAUUUUCAAGUGAGAUCACCAGUUAGUAUCCUAGCUGCUGAUGCAAAAGUAAGUUCUCUUAUUUUUGAGGAUUUUCAUUACUGGAAUGGGAGGCUGAUUUGUGAAAUAUUCAGCAGGGAAGAUGCUGCUCAGAUCUACAGUUUACCACUCAGCAGGUAUGUUGAGGAUGAUAAAAGUUUUUGGGGUUUCACUAAGGAUGAAAGGUUUUCUGUGAGAAGUGCUUACCACCUAGGCACUGACAUGGAAAAAGCAGACCAUGGUGAAUGCUCGAUUAGGCAGAAAUAG
Juglans microcarpa x Juglans regia is the source of this 705-nucleotide messenger RNA. RefSeq lists its product as uncharacterized. NCBI's taxonomy places the organism in Eukaryota, Viridiplantae, Streptophyta, Magnoliopsida, Fagales, Juglandaceae. Bases 1 to 705 code for a protein of 234 amino acids. The record is from RefSeq and is a predicted model, not a curated record. The transcript has a single exon.